AGGGGAGCCGCCGGAGAGAGAGCACCGCCACUCCGUGAACAGAGUGGAAAUGUGCCCAAGUUUUGGAAUUUAAACCAUGGCGAGGAUUUCUUCGCCACGGAUCACUUGACCGGGCUCCCACAACAUUCCUCUGUGGAUGAAGUUCCUCACGAUGGUGUGCAACGCUGUGAACAGGACAGUGGCUCAAUAGAAGUUGUAUUGCCUUCUUCAUCCUCCUCUGUCCUCAUCACAUUGUUUCUUGACAGUUGAGUAAAAAAGACUCAAAAUCCUGACUUGGAUCUCUGUACCAGAGCUUGCACACCUCCUCUUCUUCUUCCCCUUCCCCCCAAGCCUUUGCACAGGACUGCCCAAAUAUGUUCUCCCAAGCUCGAUCAACAGCUUACCCUGUUGUGGGGAACCUGUUUCUUGUGUUUGGGCUUUUGCUUAUCAUGACCUCAUCUGUUUGUGGAGGCCAGCCGCCAACUUUCAAACGGUUCACACCUGCAGAGUGGGGGCUGACACAUUUGGCCAUUCACAACAAAACUGGGGAAGUCUACGUCGGAGCUGUCAACUGGAUUUUCAAACUGUCUAGCAACUUAACUAAACUGCGCAGCCACAUGACUGGACCAGUUGUAGACAACGAAAAGUGUUACCCUCCACCCAGUGUCCAGUCGUGCCCCCAUGACCUGGCCCAGACACCGAAUGUGAACAAGCUUUUACUUAUUGACUAUGCCCAGAAUCGCCUCAUUGCUUGUGGUAGUACUUCGCAGGGCAUUUGUCAAUUUCUCCGUCUGGAUGACCUGUUCAAGCUGGGUGAGCCUCACCAUCGCAAGGAGCACUACCUGUCCAGUGUAGCUGAGUCAGGGACCAUGUCAGGAGUCAUCAUAAGUUCCCCUCACAGUCCAACAAGCAAGUUGUUCAUUGGAACGCCCAUUGAUGGCAAGUCAGAGUAUUUCCCGACUCUUUCCAGCCGAAAGUUGAUGGAGAACGAAGAAAAUGCAGACAUGUUCAGCUUUGUGUAUCAAGACGAGUUUGUCUCCUCUCAGCUUAAGAUUCCAUCUGAUACUUUGUCCAAGUUUCCUGCCUUUGAUAUAUACUAUGUUUACAGCUUCAGCAGUGAACAGUUUGUUUAUUAUCUUACAAUGCAGCUGGAUACUCAGCUCACUUCUCCUGAUGCCAGUGGUGAGCAGUUUUUCACCUCCAAAAUUGUACGCCUCUGCGUAGAUGACCCGAAAUUUUACUCCUAUGUCGAGUUCCCAAUUGGCUGCACUAAAGACGGCGUCGAGUACCGCCUGGUUCAGGAUGCCUACUUGGCCCGGCCAGGCCGCGAACUGGCCAGAUCUUUGGGGAUUUCCGAGAAUGAAGACAUCCUUUUCACAGUUUUCUCACAGGGUCAGAAGAAUCGUGCCAAACCACCCAAAGAGUCAGCUUUGUGCUUAUUCACCCUGAGAAGGAUAAAGGAGAAAAUCAAAGAGAGGAUUCAGUCUUGUUACAAGGGAGAUGGGAAGCUCUCCUUACCAUGGCUUCUCAACAAGGAACUGGCCUGCAUCAACUCUCCUUUGCAGAUAGAUGACAACUUCUGUGGCCAGGACUUCAACCAGCCUCUGGGCGGAACCAGCACCAUAGAGGGCAUCCCCCUCUUCAUCGACAAAGAAGACGGCAUGACAUCGGUGGCAGCGUACGACUACCGCGGCAACACUGUGGCUUUUGUCGGCACACGCAAUGGCAAACUGAAAAAGAUCUUGGUGAACCGUCCAGCGGUACUCUACGAGAAGGUGACCUUAAGUGAAGGGGGGAGUCCCUUGCUGAGGGACAUGCUCUUUAGCCCAGACCAGCAGAACCUCUACAUACUGACUGACAGACAGGUUGUGAGAGUUCCAGUGGAGAGCUGUGAACAGUACACUACAUGUGGGGAGUGUUUAGGCUCCAGAGACCCUCACUGUGGUUGGUGUGUCCUUCACAAUAUUUGCUCUCGAAAGGACCGUUGUGAACGAGCAGGAGAACCUCAGAGGUUUGCUACAGACCAGAGGCAGUGUGUGGAGCUCACAGUUCAGCCUAAAAAUAUUUCCGUCACCAUGUCUGAAGUACAGCUAGUCCUUCAGGCUCGUAAUGUGCCUGAUUUGGUAGCGGGGGUCAACUGCUCCUUCGAGGACUAUGUAGAAACGGAGGGAAUAAUCCAAGGCGGAUACAUUUACUGCCUGUCUCCCUCCGCUCGUGAUGUCAUCCCCAUCACACGGAACAAAGGUGACAAGCGGGUGGUGAAGCUUUAUCUGAAAUCCAAGGAAACAGGAAGGAAGUUUGCCAGUGUGGACUUUGUCUUCUACAACUGCAGUGUCCACCAUUCCUGCCUCUCCUGUGUCAAUGGCUCCUUCCCAUGCUAUUGGUGCAAGUACCGCCACAUGUGUACCCAGAACGCAAAUGACUGCUCCUUCCAAGAGGGCCGUGUUAACAUUUCAGAGGACUGUCCCCAGAUUCUGCCAUCAACACAGAUCUACAUACCAGUUGGGGUGACCAAGCCUAUCACCCUAGCUGCCAAGAACCUGCCCCAGCCGCAAUCCGGACAGAGGAACUACGAGUGCGUGUUCCACAUCCAGGGGGAGACGCACAGUGUCCCCGCCCUGCGCUUCAACAGCUCAUCCAUCCAGUGCCAGAAGACAGCGUAUGCGUACGAGGGCAAUGACAUCAGUGACCUGCCAGUGGAUUUGUCUGUGGUUUGGAAUGGAAACUUUAACAUUGACAACCCCUAUAACAUAAAAGCUCACCUGUAUAAGUGCUAUGCACUCAGAGGAAGCUGUGGGAUGUGUCUAAAGGCCAACCCCAGGUUUGAGUGUGGCUGGUGUGUACAAGAGAAGAAGUGCUCCCUGAGGCAGGAGUGCACUCCCACAGAGAGCACUUGGAUGCACGCCACCACGGGAAACAGCCGCUGUGCGCACCCCAAGAUCACCAAGCUGUUUCCUGAGACUGGGCCCAGACAGGGAGGAACCAUGCUGACGAUCAUGGGUGAGAAUUUGGGUCUGCAGUUCAAAGACAUCCAGAAUGGAGUCCGCAUUGGAAAAGUGGCCUGCAACCCUCAAGAAGAUCAGUACAUCAGCGCUGAGCAGAUUGUGUGUCGACUGAAUGAUGCAACAGGUUACAGGGUGCAGGAGGCUCAAGUGGAAGUGUGUGUGAGGGACUGCAUUCAUCCUGACUACAAAGCUGUCUCCACCAAGGCCUUUACUUUUGUGUCUCCAUACUUUGCCCAUGUCAAUCCAUCCACUGGGCCGCUGUCUGGAGGAACAAGGAUCACCAUAGAAGGCAGUAAUCUUAACGCAGGCAGCGCUGUGUAUGUAAAGAUAGGACUCCAUGCCUGCCGCUUUGAGAAGCGAAGCAGCAAGGAGAUAGUGUGUGUGACCCCGGCGGGACAAGCCCCAGGCACCACCCCCGUCAUGGUGGACAUCAACUCAGCUGAGUUGAGGAACCCAGAGGUCAAGUUCAACUACACAGAUGAUCCCACCAUCCUCAAAAUUGAACCAGACUGGAGCAUUGCCAGUGGAGGAACUCUGUUGACCAUUACGGGAACCAAUCUGCGGACCAUCAAAAAGCCUAAAAUGAGAGCCAAGUAUGGAGCUGCCCAGUCAGUAAAUAAUUGCACAGUAGUCAACAACACCGUGAUGGUAUGUCUGGCUCCCUCCGUGGCCGGAUCUGACAAAGGUUUCUCUGAGGUGGGCAGCAGUCCAGAUGAAAUCGGCUUCAUCAUGGAUGAUGUACACUCGGUUUUGGUGGUCAAUGAGACGUUCAGCUAUCACCCAGACCCCGUCUUUGAACCGCUGAGCCCCAAUGGCAUGUUGGAGCUAAAGCCCAGCUCUCCACUUAUACUUAAGGGCCGUAACCUAAUUCCUGCAGCCCCUGGAAACACCAAGCUGAACUACACAGUGCUGAUCGGGGAGACACCAUGCGUCCUCACCCUGUCUGAAAGCCAGCUGCUGUGCGAGUGGCCCAACCUGACAGGAGAGCACAAAGUUACGGUGCGUGUUGGAGGCUUUGAAUACUCACCGGGGACUUUGCAGAUCUACUCAGACAGCCUUCUCACCCUGCCUGCCAUCAUCGGGAUUGGAGGAGGAGGUGGCCUGCUCCUGCUGGUUAUUAUUGUGGUACUCAUUGCUUACAAGAGGAAAUCACGCGAUGCGGACCGCACCCUCAAACGGCUACAACUGCAGAUGGACAACCUAGAGUCCAGGGUGGCCCUCGAGUGCAAGGAGGCAUUUGCUGAGCUGCAAACUGACAUCCAUGAACUCACUCAGGAGCUAGAUGGAGCAGGAAUCCCCUUCUUGGACUACCGCACGUAUGCCAUGAGGGUCCUCUUCCCUGGUAUUGAGGACCAUCCUGUGCUCAAGGAGAUGGAGGUCCCUGCUAACGUAGAGAAGGCGCUGACAUUGUUUGGCCAGAUGCUGACCAAAAAGCACUUCCUGCUGACUUUCAUCCGCACCCUUGAAGCACAGCGAUCUUUCUCAAUGCGAGACCGCGGCAAUGUGGCCUCUCUCAUCAUGACUGCGCUACAGGGGGAGAUGGAGUACGCUACAGGUGUCCUCAAACAGCUGCUGUCUGACCUCAUCGACAAGAACUUGGAGAGCAAGAAUCACCCGAAGCUCUUACUCCGAAGGACGGAGUCAGUGGCCGAGAAGAUGCUCACUAACUGGUUCACCUUCCUGCUCUACAAGUUCCUCAAGGAGUGUGCUGGUGAGCCGCUCUUCAUGCUGUACUGUGCCAUGAAGCAGCAAAUGGAGAAGGGGCCCAUAGAUGCGAUCACAGGAGAGGCCCGCUACUCCCUCAGUGAGGACAAACUUAUCCGACAGCAGAUUGACUACAAGACUUUGACGCUGCACUGUGUGAACCCAGAGAAUGAGAAUGCGCCGGAGGUGACUGUAAAGAGUCUAAACUGUGACACAGUGACACAGGUCAAGGAGAAGCUCCUGGAUGCCGUGUACAAGGGCACACCCUACUCUCAGAGACCGAAAGCCUCGGAUAUGGACCUGGAAUGGCGACAAGGAAGGAUGGCUCGCAUCAUCCUUCAGGAUGAAGAUGUGACCACCAAAAUCGACAAUGACUGGAAGAGACUCAACACCCUGGCUCACUACCAGGUGACAGAUGGCUCAGUGAUUGCUCUGGUCCCCAAACAGAACUCAGCAUACAACAUCUCCAACUCGUCCACAUUCACCAAAUCUCUCAGCAGAUACGGUACGAGAGAAGAGAGCAUGCUGAGAACAGCCAGCAGUCCAGACAGUCUGCGCUCCCGAACCCCCAUGAUCACGCCUGACUUGGAGAGCGGCACCAAACUUUGGCACCUGGUCAAGAACCACGACCACUCAGACCAGAGGGAGGGGGACAGAGGGAGCAAGAUGGUCUCUGAGAUCUACCUGACCAGGCUGCUGGCCACCAAGGGUACACUCCAGAAGUUUGUGGAUGACCUAUUCGAGACCAUCUUCAGCACGGCCCACCGAGGCAGCGCCUUGCCACUCGCCAUCAAGUACAUGUUUGACUUCUUGGACGAGCAGGCUGACAAACACUCCAUAUCCGACUCAGACGUGCGGCACACGUGGAAGAGCAACUGCCUUCCGCUGCGCUUCUGGGUGAAUGUGAUCAAGAACCCCCAGUUUGUCUUCGACAUCCACAAGAACAGCAUUACAGAUGCCUGUUUGUCCGUGGUGGCCCAGACCUUCAUGGACUCCUGUUCUACAUCAGAGCAUAAAUUAGGAAAGGACUCUCCGUCUAACAAGCUGCUUUACGCUAAAGAUAUCCCCAACUACAAGAACUGGGUGGAGAGGUACUAUUCUGAUAUCUCCAGGAUGCCGGCCAUCAGUGACCAGGACAUGAGUGCCUACCUGGCAGAGCAGUCACGACUGCACGCCAACCAGUUUAACAGCAUGUCUGCGCUACAUGAGAUCUACUCCUACAUCGUCAAGUAUAAGGAUGAGAUCUUGUCGGCUUUGGAGCGGGACGAGCAGGCGAGGAGACAGAGACUGAGGAGCAAGCUGGAGCAGGUCAUCGACACAAUGGCCUUGACGAGCUGAAGAUCAUGCGGCGUCUCCUUCGUUCUUCACACGCCACCUCGCUCCUCUCCCUCCAGACGACAAACACAACUCCACCCCCCAACAAUACAACAAACUGCAAAAGCAUUGAAGCGGUAUACUGCAAAAUGGAGGGGGGUUCGGCAGAGAUGGGCGGGUCUGUGUAUGCCUACGUGUGUCUAAGUGUGUGUGUGCACGUGUGUGUGUGUGAGAGAGAGAGAGAGCGUAUAUUUUCACACAUGCAUUCAUGGAGAAGGUGUCCAUCAUGUUGCUUUUUGUUUAGUUGCGUUGGAGUGACGGUCAGCAAAGACAAUAAGAACUCCAUGGAGGGCCUCAUGUGCACAGUGGAGCUAAUGGAGAGAGCUUCUGUGUCCCCAUCGUAGUUUGUUUGUUUAUUUUUUUUUAACUGUUUUGUAUAAAUGUUAUCAACUGCCCACUCUCUGAUCUCUCGCCACUUGUAUUACUGCUGAAUUUGCACAAUUUACAGAACGCUACAAAGGAAGACUAUAUAGAUAUUAUAUAUAAAUACAUUUUUAAAAGAAAGAUUAGGGAGAGAACUUUUUUUUUUUUUUGCUUUCAACCAUCAAUUUGAUAUUUCAAGUGCAAAGAAAAACACACCGAACAAAGAAAAAAAAAAAAAAACAAGAAAAAAAGUUGUACUGUGCCAUGUUUCCUUUGAAUGUUGUUUAGUGCAGAGACAUUUCGUUAGAUGGAAUGUGCUACCGUAUGAUUUUUAAAUAUGCCUCGUGACUGAAAGGAUCCGUCAGAAGGAGAAGAAAUGACAGCAGGCAGACGUCUUUGUUUUUGUGUCAUGCUGCGGUUGGUCCUGAACACCAAAUUGACGCUCCAGGAUUGUUUUGUUCCGUUAAGGCUCAACAAGUCGGACCAAUGAAGUACCUCCGCUGACACGAGACUGAUGAGCGCCAUGUGACGUGCGGCACAAGUGAGUUGGAGCUUAGCUGUAAAAGUAGGCUCAUCGUUUUAGCCUGAAGCAACUCAUCAAUACCUAGACAAUGUGUUUGUACAGGAGGUUAUCAUUCUUCUAUUGCCACCAGUGGCUUUUAAGCUGAGGAUUUUUCUCUAUUUUUUUUGUUUUUUUUUAAUCCCACACACUCAAGUCAGCUUUUUUGGACUUGGUGGUGAGAAUUGUUGAUUUUCCUGCUUGCCCUAAACCAAACUGUGGUCUGUGUACUGUUUUUCUUUUGUAAAUCACUCCCCUCAUUUUGUAAUCAACAUGUAAAUUGUACAUUUUUACGGUACGCUGAAGGCUGAAACAAACAGAAACUCUUUCAGUUUGCCUGAAGUUGAAGUACUUGAUUGGACCUUGAGGAGGUCCAAAUGAUGAGCAUCUGUGUCUUUGUGAUGGAAAUGUGACUUUGCUGCUUUAACUCUUGUACUUUGUUUUUUCUAUCAAAUCUUUAUGGGGCUGUCAUUCAAUGCUGAUCAUAAAUGCUGUUUGUUUUUGGGAAUUUUUUUAAGCGAGCGCACCUCCCUAAUUCUAAGUUGACACACACUAUACUUUGUUUACAUGUGUGCGACGUGUAUGAGCCCGCUUCGACUGGAUCCAUUUCACGACUUAAGAGUUUACACACACAUUUGUCUCUACGGCAAACAUGUCCACAUGACAUUAUGAUGUCCUGUCUGUAUGCGUCCAUCAGUCUCUGCACUGCAUGGGGUUGUUGCAGUGCAGAAUGUGAAUGACUAGUACAGUAUAGAUCAGUCCAAUGUAGAGCGCAGAUAAACAGAAGCACACAAGACAAAAAGCGGUGAUGUGUCAAGCUUUUUUUUAAAAACAAAAAACAAAAAACGCAUUCAUUCUCUCUCAGGUUCACGUGUGUGUUUAUUCAGUUUCAUAUUGUGUAGAUGAGCUGACGGUAAGCAGGUGCUUCCAGAAGCGUCUUUACUGGUCAUGGUUGCACUGUUUGUGACGAUGGCGGACGUAUUUGUUCGAAAUGUGUUCUGAAGCAUGUCUGUGUGUGUGUCUGUGCGUGUGAGACAGGAAAAUCACGCUGGCUGGAGUUCGACGUACGGUUUCUGCACCUCAGACAUGUUUAGUCACACAUUAGUACAACACAAAGUCCUGUCACCUUUCUCUUUUAUUUCCCGCUCUUUUCAGUCGUCAAAGUGAGCUACAUACCAACCAAGACAACAAGGAAUUUUAAUACUUCAGUAACAUUUUUAGCGGCUCAGACUUGAAGCGACCGUCACACAAGUUUGCAGGUGAACAUUCAUUGUGUAAAUAUUCUGUUAUUUCCUAUUUUGCAGAUUUACUACUUGUAAAUAAACACGCAUCAAGGAGAGAUUAA
Molecule: messenger RNA, 8329 nt
Organism: Dunckerocampus dactyliophorus (ringed pipefish)
Lineage: Eukaryota; Metazoa; Chordata; Actinopteri; Syngnathiformes; Syngnathidae
Product: plexin-A1-like
Exons: 32
Coding region: 354-6026 (1890 amino acids)
Biological process (GO): semaphorin-plexin signaling pathway involved in axon guidance; regulation of cell migration; negative regulation of cell adhesion
Cellular component (GO): semaphorin receptor complex
Molecular function (GO): protein binding; semaphorin receptor activity
Source: RefSeq, a predicted model, not a curated record